Molecule: messenger RNA, 1490 nt
Organism: Copidosoma floridanum
Lineage: Eukaryota; Metazoa; Arthropoda; Insecta; Hymenoptera; Encyrtidae
Product: eukaryotic initiation factor 4A-III
Molecular function (GO): ATP binding; nucleic acid binding; RNA helicase activity
Source: RefSeq, a predicted model, not a curated record
AUGGCGGAAGCUAAGUUGCGACGUGUUGCUGCUCAAAACGAGGAUUUAUCAAAUGUUGAAUUCGAAACAAGCGAAGAUGUCGAGGUCAUUCCGACCUUCGACAAUAUGGGUCUUCGGGACGAGCUUCUCCGAGGAAUCUACGCAUACGGUUUUGAGAAGCCUUCCGCUAUCCAACAGCGAUCAAUCAAGCCAAUUAUGAGAGGCAGAGAUGUCAUUGCCCAGGCUCAAUCCGGUACUGGUAAAACUGCCACAUUCUCUAUUGCGAUUUUGCAAUCUUUAGACACGCAACUGCGCGAGACCCAAGUCCUCGUUCUCUCGCCAACUAGAGAACUUGCUACACAAAUUCAGAAAGUUAUCCUAGCCCUGGGUGAUUUUAUGAACGUUCAGUGCCAUGCCUGCAUUGGUGGCACAAACUUGGGUGAGGACAUCAGAAAACUGGAUUAUGGACAGCAUGUGGUUUCUGGUACACCUGGGAGAGUUUUUGAUAUGAUUAAAAGGAGAGUUUUACGAACAAGGGCCAUCAAGAUGCUUGUUCUUGAUGAGUCUGACGAAAUGUUAAACAAAGGUUUCAAAGAACAAAUUUAUGACGUUUACCGUUAUCUUCCUCCUGCAACUCAAGUAGUUCUGGUAUCAGCCACAUUACCUCACGAAAUUUUGGAAAUGACCAGCAAAUUCAUGACAGAUCCCAUUAGAAUCCUCGUAAAACGUGACGAGUUGACCCUCGAAGGUAUCAAGCAAUUUUUCGUCGCAGUCGAGCGCGAAGAAUGGAAAUUUGACACGCUUUGCGAUCUCUACGACACACUUACAAUCACACAGGCUGUUAUUUUCUGUAACACAAAACGUAAGGUCGAUUGGUUGACCGAGAAGAUGAGAGAAUCCAAUUUCACAGUCUGCUCCAUGCACGGAGACAUGCCACAAAAAGAAAGAGACAACAUAAUGAAAGAAUUCAGAUCUGGUCAAAGUCGAGUUUUAAUCACCACAGACGUCUGGGCACGAGGUAUCGAUGUUCAACAAGUAUCCCUCGUCAUAAACUACGAUUUACCAAACAAUCGUGAGUUGUACAUUCACAGAAUCGGCCGAUCGGGUCGUUUCGGACGUAAAGGUGUCUCCAUCAAUUUCGUAAAGAACGAUGACAUCAGGAUUCUUCGAGACAUAGAACAGUACUAUUCCACACAGAUAGACGAAAUGCCCAUGAACGUAGCUGACUUGAUAUAAAUAGCCUACUUUUUUUCAUCAUCGCCUCACAGAUUAACGUUUAAGAUAGUAAUCUUAAGUCUAGAGAAUUAUGGUGUUUGCGUUUUGUUGUAUGCACAUAUCGCGUAAGAUAUGAAAUUUAUCUUGACCCAAGUUAUUAACUGUGUAUUAAAAAAUGCAUUUUUAGUGUUUCAACAGAAAUAUCAACUAUUUUUUAACCCACUGGACACGUAAGGUGUCUCGGAAUAUUGCAGAGUAACGGUACCCUGUUACACGAAAAGUAAAAUUUAUACUGU